Anopheles maculipalpis is the source of this 2586-nucleotide messenger RNA. It is a transcript of the gene mbt, whose product is annotated as serine/threonine-protein kinase PAK mbt. The record is from RefSeq and is a predicted model, not a curated record. NCBI's taxonomy places the organism in Eukaryota, Metazoa, Arthropoda, Insecta, Diptera, Culicidae. Gene Ontology annotation, cellular component: cytoplasm. Gene Ontology annotation, biological process: regulation of MAPK cascade; intracellular signal transduction; protein phosphorylation. The coding region runs from base 1 to 2586 and encodes 861 amino acids. The transcript has 5 exons. Gene Ontology annotation, molecular function: protein serine/threonine kinase activity; ATP binding.
AUGUUUUCGAAGAAAAAGAAAAAGCCACAAAUUUCCUUCCCCAGCAAUUUCGAGCACCGUGUGCAUACGGGCUUCGAUAAGCGGGAAGGACGGUACGUCGGUCUACCGCUGCAAUGGGCAUCGAUCGUGGGAAACAAUCAGAUACUGAAAUCAUCGAACCGGCCACUGCCGUUGGUCGACCCGUCCGAGAUCACACCGACCGAAAUACUGGACCUGAAAACGAUCGUACGGCCGCACGGUCAAGCUGGCCCGGGGCCAAAUGUGACCGUACCGGCGGGUGCGGGGGGUUCCGGUGGGGAACCUGGAAAACUCAUCCUGCCCAAAACGUCCAACGUAGCGCGUUCGAACUCGCUCCGAAGCUCCAGUCCUCCGCGGGUGCGCCGUGGAGAUUUGCGUGCCAAUACCAAUGUGCCACCGUCCGUGCCGGAAGAACCGAUACAAUCACCGUCGCAGCAGCAGCAGCUCGGCGGUGGCCAGUCUCCCUUCCCCGGCAUGAACAAUAACAGUUUCCCUUCGAUGCCGCCCGCCAAGGGUCCAGGCGGUGCAAAUUAUCCACCAAUUUCGCCCGCGGGCACAAUGUUGGAGACAAACUUUAAUAACAAUUUUGAGGCACACCAUCAACAAUUACACCAACAGCAGCAACACCAGUUGGCAUCAGGAAUGACGCAGCACCAAAUGCACAUGCACCAUAUGCAGCAACAGCAGCAGCAGCAGCAGCAGCAGCAACAGCAGCAACAUCAACAUCUUCACAUGCAUUCCCAUCAAGCUCAAGUAGGCGCUGUUGGCGGGAGCGCACAAGCUCCAGCAGCACCAGCAGGCCAUGCCAUUGCUCCGCAUAUGAACGGUGGCAAUCUGAUAGCGAGCAACAGCACGGCCGCAUCGACCAAUGGUACUGGCUCGAACGGAAACCUCUCGAAUCCGGUCAGUGUGCUAACGGAAACAUCUUCGCUGUAUCAUAACAGAUCACAAAAAUCCUCACCGACUGGAUCCGACGGAAUGCAGCGGCAAUAUCCUAACGCAGGAUACCCUGGUCAGAUGCAGGGCAACAGCAAUUUCCAUGCCCCAGGUAUGAUGGUUACUGGUGGUCCACCUCCACUACACAGUAAACCACAGGGACCAAACCAUCCCGGACAGGAUGGGCAAACCAUGGCAAACAAUCAGGGAGCACUAAACCAGCACCAUGCACACAUGGGAGAUACAAACAAUGGCAACCAUCUUCCACCCGGUCCACCCCAUCACCAUCACCAUCAUCAUCCGCACGGUAUGAUGGGUCCCGGCAGUUCGGCUGGUACUCCACAACCGUCCGGCUCCCAACUCUCCCCAACAAACGUUCAUCACCAUCAUCAUGCCCAUCACCAUCCGACACAGCAACAGCAGCAGCAGCAGCAGCAGAUGCAGGCACCACCAAUGCUACAGAUGGGCAAUAAUCAGAUGCCAAAUCACCAUCAUCACCAUAAUCACCAGAAAAUGCCAUCACCAUCGUCGGUAUCGAACGCGGGUGCUGCCGGUACAGGAGGUCCACCAACGGAUCCGAACCACAUGUUUAACAACAAUUCCAUCAACAAUGCCAAGAGCAAUUCGCGUGCAUCUAGCUCGAGCGGUGGAAAUGUGUCCGUUGCACAAAGUACCUCGUCCACCACGCAAAGCGGUCAGAGUCAGCAGCAGCAGCAGCAGCCUCCGGUAAAAACGGAACAAAGGCUUACCCACGAGCAGUUCCGCGCCGCGCUACAGAUGGUCGUGUCGGCGGGUGAUCCGCGUGAAAACUUGGAAAACUACACAAAAAUCGGCGAAGGUUCAACCGGUACCGUGUGUAUUGCGACGGAUAAAUCAACCGGUCGUCAAGUAGCGGUCAAGCAGAUGGAUUUACGGAAACAACAGCGGCGUGAACUGCUGUUUAAUGAGGUAGUGAUUAUGCGUGACUAUCAUCAUCCGAACAUUGUGGAAACGUACAGCAGCUUUCUGGUGAAUGAUGAGUUGUGGGUUGUGAUGGAAUUUUUAGAGGGUGGCGCAUUGACAGACAUUGUGACACAUUCCCGGAUGGACGAGGAGCAAAUCGCUACCGUUUGCAAGCAGUGCCUUAAAGCAUUGUCAUAUCUUCACUCACAGGGUGUCAUUCAUCGGGAUAUAAAAUCUGACUCCAUCUUGCUCGCCUCCGACGGACGCGUGAAGCUGUCCGACUUUGGUUUCUGUGCGCAAGUAUCGCAAGAACUGCCCAAACGCAAGUCACUCGUCGGUACACCGUACUGGAUGUCGCCGGAAGUGAUCUCCCGAUUGCCGUACGGCCCAGAGGUAGACAUAUGGUCGCUCGGUAUCAUGGUGAUCGAGAUGAUCGAUGGUGAACCACCGUUUUUCAACGAACCGCCACUGCAAGCGAUGCGACGCAUACGCGAUAUGCUACCGCCAAAGUUGAAGAACUCUCACAAAGUGUCCAGCAGGCUACAGAACUUCCUCGAUCGUAUGCUCGUGCGUGAUCCGGUGCAGCGUGCCACAGCAGCCGAACUGCUUGCGCAUCCUUUCUUACGGCAGGCUGGUCCACCUUCGCUGUUGGUGCCGUUGAUGCGCGGCGCACGUCACAGUAAUUGCUAG